Capsaspora owczarzaki ATCC 30864 is the source of this 866-nucleotide messenger RNA. Its product is annotated as translation elongation factor eEF-1 beta chain. The record is from RefSeq and is a predicted model, not a curated record. Gene Ontology annotation, molecular function: guanyl-nucleotide exchange factor activity; translation elongation factor activity. The transcript has 2 exons. The coding region runs from base 67 to 744 and encodes 225 amino acids. Gene Ontology annotation, cellular component: eukaryotic translation elongation factor 1 complex; cytosol. Gene Ontology annotation, biological process: translational elongation. NCBI's taxonomy places the organism in Eukaryota, Filasterea, Ministeriida, Capsasporidae.
AUUGAGAUUUUCAAUUCAGUCCAUUUUGACGUUAACGCAGAUUUUUUCAUAAUUUUUUUUAGCAGAAUGGUUUUCACUGAUCUUGACAAGGCCACCGGUCUCACCGCCCUCAACACCUUCCUCGCCGACAAGAGCUACAUCGAAGGCUUUGCCGCCUCGCAGGCCGAUGCUGCCGUCUUCGCCGCCGUCGCCGCCGCCCCCGACGCCAAGUUCGAGCACGCUGCUCGCUGGUACAAGCACAUUGCCUCGUACGACGCCAGCACUCUGCCCGGCGACAAGGCCAAGGCUGCCGCUCUUGUUGUUGUGAGCGCUGCUGCCCCCGCGAAGGCUGCUGCUGCUGCUGCUGCUGCCCCCGCCGACGAGGACGACAUUGACCUGUUCGGCGACGAGGAGGAGGAAGACGAGGAGACCAAGAAGAUCAAGGAGGCUCGCGUUGCCGAGUACCAGGCCAAGAAGGGCAACAAGCCCGUCCUGAUUGCCAAGUCCAGCAUUCUGCUCGACAUCAAGCCCUGGGACGACGAGACCGACAUGGUUGAGAUUGAGCGCCUCGUCCGCACCAUCGAGAUGGACGGCCUUGUUUGGGGCCAGGCCAAGCUCAUCCCCAUCGGCUACGGCAUCAAGAAGCUCCAGAUCAACUGCGUCGUCGAGGACGACAAGGUCGGCACUGACAUUCUUGAGGAGAAGAUCACCGAGUUCGAGGACCACGUCCAGUCCGUCGACGUUGCUGCCUUCAACAAGAUUUAAGCGCGCGCAACUCAGUAGUACAAAAAUCACAGAAUAAAAAACACACAUGCAUUACUUUAUGUUUCUCCCCCAUCCAUUGUUUUUGAACAAUUUCUGUUCUAGUAAACGUUGAUUUUCAUUUU